GCUUGCAACUGUAAAUAUCAGUAAGAAUGACGUCACCGCUAAGCACUAAAAAGUUUGCCCACUGCGGCGGUCCUGACUUAUGCGGGUUCAAACAUUUGCACAAUGCCAAUGGGACGAACCAGGGUCUCUUCCAGCUGAACGACGAUCAGCCUCGUGCACUUUGGAUGUCACCUAGUCGAGUCAGUAGUGUAGUGCGGACUGCUAAGAGUGGAUGACCGAUCCAAGCAUGGAACAGCUGCCCAAAAUGUCAAAAACCUUUCGACUCUUCCGCCUCGCCCGGACCCGUUCUUCCUCUGGGUUCUACUAAGGAGCAGAUUGCGAAAAUUGCCAGACGGAACCUCCGGCCGAUGACGAGACGCCACCAUCUUGCGUGACUUAGCGAAGCGACCGCACCGAGUUUGUCCAUGUCCAGCAAUCCAGCGCCGCCCAGCCUCAAUGGCGAGGAGCACAGGUCCAAUGAGGAGGAUCAAAAACAGCCAGAAGUGAUCAAUGGCCACCAUGGAGGUCGAGACGAUGCAGCUGCGGCUUCUGCACCUGCAGCACCAACAAAGCCUGCGAAGCCUGGCAUCGUGGCCCGGCUGGGGCUCGAUCUUGGAACCGUGUUGAUGAUGGUCAAAGGCGCAAUCCCCCCCACCAUCGCAAUCGCCAUGUACCAGUCCACAGCCGUAGCCACCCAGUUUACGACUCUCGGCUACCUUGUCGGUAUAAUAAGCAUUCUGUCGCUGUCCAUCUUGCCCCGCGGCAAGUUCAUCCAGACGCUGCUCCUGAAUGUCAUAUUCGUCUGUUUGGGCGCCGCCAUGGCGGUACUCAUUCUCUGGUCCUCGCUACAGGCGCGCCUCCAUACCCAAUCGUCACCCGCCGACCUUGCCGCUGGCUUCCCGGGAUACAAUUCCAGCCAGGCGGCCGUAUCGGGCCUCUGGCUGUUCGCCAAUAUCUGGUUCGUCAACGUGCUGCGCGCCAAAUUCCCCAUGUUGAACGUGCCCGUCAUCGUCUUCUCCAUCCUCACUAUGAUCAGCUGCACCUUCAGUCCGCUCAUGACGAGCAAUGCCGCCUUCGAGGCCCUCGUCAAGCGCAUCUUGACGGCCAUGCUGGCCGCCUUUGGCAUCGCGGCUGGUUGUUCGCUGCUGAUUUUCCCCAUGUCGAGUCGGAAGGUUACGUUUCUUCAGAUGAAGGGGGGUCUCAUGCUGCUGCGAGGCGCGUUGCAACAGGAGACGGUCUAUCUGCAAAGUUUGGAGAGGGAGGACAUGUUUGCGGUGCCGGCCGAUGUCAGUGGUGCAGUAGACCCCAAGGAAGGAGACAAGAACCACACCAAGGCGGGGCCGAUCACAACUCCCGAGGUUAGGGCUCUUCAGCAGACGAUUGCUAGCAUUCGGGAAUUGGCUGGGAAGAUCCAGACCGACUUGCCGUUCGCCAAGCGUGACUUUGCGUACGGAAAAUUAGAUUCACACGACCUGAAGGCCAUAUUCUGCUGCUUCCGAUCAUGCUUCAUCCCCGUGAUUGGCAUUAGCACUGUGAUCGACAUAUUUCAGCGCAUUGCAGAGCGAAGGGGCUGGACUACGGACGAGCUCACCCCUCCCGAGGUCGUGGCAGAGAAAAACGAGGAAAAGCGAAUCUGGAAUGAGAUUAUGAAACAGUUACAUGAGCCAUGUCAGUUGCUAGCCGAGGCUAUGGAUCAAGGCCUAGAGCACGCUGGGAUACAGCUCGAGAUCCUACCGAAACCCCCAUCAACGACCAAAGCCAAGAAGGCCGCGGCAUUCGAGACAGAUGCUGAUGUGGAAGCAAAGGGCGACCUAGUCCAACCUGGCGAUCCUGCAUUUGCCGAAGCUCUGGCCCAGAAAGUCAGGAAGUUUGCGCACAUGAAGCAUGGGAUUCUUCAAAAUUGGGCCAAAGAAAGAGGCUUGAUGAGAGACGAAGCAUUGCUGCAGGAUGGCAACAGGAUCCCAUUGUCCCACGGCGGCGUCAAGCACGAGCACAACCAGUCGCAGCUCUUCGUGUUGCUCUACCUCGAGAAAUUGAUGCAAGAAGCCGGCCAAGCAGUACUGAACUUUGUCACUUUUGCUGAUGAGAAAGUGGCGAGUGGCAGCAUGGAUAAGAACCGCUUGAUUAUUCCCAAGUAUAAGAUCCUCAAGAAGUGGGCUUCGAGCACUUUCAACGACCAGGCCGGAUCCGCAGAAAAUAACGGUGACUUGUUCGAUACGGGAAAUAUCGUCUACAUGGGUGAAGGGUUUGCCGCCAAGAAAGACCCGGAACAUCUACCGCCAGCCAACGCAUGGCAACGUUUUGGGGACGGGUUGAGAAUUGUGUCCAAAUUCUUUGGAUCCGCCGAGUCGGCCUUCGCUUUCCGCGUUGCGUGUGCUACGAUGACAAUUGGUAUUGCGGCAUUCCUGGAGUCGACGUGGCAUUUCUUCCAGACUCAGCGUCUGGUAUGGGCCAUGAUCAUUAUCGCUAUUGGGAUGACCGAGACGUCUGGGCAGUCAAUAUUUGGCUUUCUGUGUCGCAUCGGGGGCACUUUUGUGGCCAUGGUACUCUCCAUCAUCAAUUGGUAUAUUGUGGACGAACACACUGCCGGUGUGCUCGUGUUCCUGUUUCUCUUCUUGGUCAUUGAGCAUUACUUUUUCUUGAAAUAUCCUCAACUCCUGCCUGCCGUUCUUAUGUGCAUGAUUACACAUGUCCUUAUCAUUGGCUAUGAGCUGCAGGUCGUAAAAAUUGGUAUUGAUGCUUCUGAAUCAUCAAACCAACCCUUCUAUCCGGUCUAUGAACUCGCCCCUUACCGUCUAGCAACUGUAGCCGCAGGCUGUCUCGUAGCUUUCAUCUGGACCAUCUUCCCCACCCCUCUAACAGAACGGGGCUUCCUCCGCCGCGACCUAGCCUCAACCAUGUACCUCCUGGCCAGCUACCACAGCGUCGUCAACGAAUCGCUCAAAGCUAAGAUGCGCAACGACGCUGGCGACCCGGGCCUCAAGACAACGCCAGCCCACCGUCUCGCCAAGCACCGCCAUCAUAUCUUUGGCAAACUGAUGCUCAUUCUCCCAGCCUUGAAGUCGCAUGCUAACUUCCAACGCUGGGAGCCCACCAUCGGCGGCCGGUUUCCCCGCGAGCUCUACGAGGACAUCAUCCUCCGUUCUACCCGCAUCACUUCAUACCUUACUCUCGUCUCCCACACAGUGACGUGGACCCCGGACCCCUCGGCCAGCGACCGUUCUUGGAUCGAAGCCCUCUCCGUUUUGCUACAGGACAUCGCGCCCACGCAGCAUACUAUUGUUUGUACGCUCGCCCUCCUCUCGAACGCCCUCGAGUCGGGACACUCACUCCCGCCGCAUAUCCCCCUUCCUCGACCGUACGAACUCACGCGCCAGCUUGAGGCACUGGCGUAUGGGAAGGAUGAUAAGCGGCCGCUUGGUCUUCUAGACGCGAGGAAUAUGGCCGAGAAUGGGUAUGCCGAGUUUGCGGUGUUGCAGGUGUGCAACACGCUUGUGUGUGACGAUUUGCAGGGUCUGGUCAAAAGUGUGGGAAAGUUGGUGGGAGUUGUAGAUUUCAGUUUUCGCGUUGAGGGGGCAAAUUCGGGUAGCUUGAGUAGUUCGAGUUCGAGUUUAGGGAUUGAUCGUGUCCCGACGGGAACGAGAAGGGAUAGUGAUCCAUAUAAGCAGAAGGUUCAUUGAUGAUAAUGGGGCUAUUUUGGCAAUACUUUGGAUUGGGUUGGUUUGGGUUAGACAUAUAGAUUUAGAAUUAAGUGUGGUAGAUGACUGUGUUAAAAUGAUACGAAUUCUUCUUCAG
Molecule: messenger RNA, 3774 nt
Organism: Pseudomassariella vexata
Lineage: Eukaryota; Fungi; Ascomycota; Sordariomycetes; Amphisphaeriales; Pseudomassariaceae
Exons: 4
Coding region: 405-3659 (1084 amino acids)
Source: RefSeq, a predicted model, not a curated record